Molecule: messenger RNA, 1298 nt
Organism: Leptomonas pyrrhocoris
Lineage: Eukaryota; Euglenozoa; Kinetoplastea; Trypanosomatida; Trypanosomatidae
Exons: 1
Coding region: 768-1298 (176 amino acids)
Molecular function (GO): RNA binding
Source: RefSeq, a predicted model, not a curated record
GCUCACACUUUUUUCUCUCCUCUCUCUCUCUCUGUGCAACGGAGCACCACGAUGUGCACCGAACGCACACGUACGUGAACCACAACAACCGCAACAAACACAAAAAGUGGUAAAAUCUGCGUUCUUCCAUCUCUGUCUUUUUUUCUUCUUCUUUUCAGAUGAAUGUCGAUGUUUGCCUGGCAACGAACGCAUCGUGCAAAGGGUUUUACCUCCCCCCCUCCCCCUCAUGGCCAAAUCUCGGUUUGUGAUUCGAUAAAAACAACAACAAACGAGAUGACCGCUGCCGCAUAUUCGGGGCGAUGCGCGUGUGUUGUGCUAACUGAGCGGCUGUAUCGCGCACACAACAGCGCCGCAUGCGAGUCAGACGUUUCUCAGCUCGAGCAGGCACUCCACUGAGGCAACGGAACAGCAACGUCGUGCUCAUCUAGCACACCCGGAGAAGACAACGUCUUUCUUUUGCUCCUCACCACUUCUUCUCUUCUUCUUUUUUUCUUCUGUCUUUAUUUUUUUUAUCUCCUCUAAUCACGGCAUCACAAUCGUAUCUCUGGAAACGCUAUAGUUUUUAACCUUUAGCGCUUCACGGCAUUUUCUUCUACCACCUCCCCCUUCUCACAAGCGCUGUACUCGCCCCCCACUAUCCUCCCCCCUUCCCCUUCGGAAAUCUCUUUAACUCAUCACGAACAAUCAUUAAUUUAUUUUUUUUUCCCCCCGCAACCCAGACCAGAUGUAUAUGCAAUCGAUUGGGUCAGUACGUGGCGCAGCCCGUCAUGAACGCCGUUCCUCCGCCAAACGCGGUGUACCCUGUGAUGCCGCAGCAGUUCGUCUAUGCGCCGCAGAUGGUCAUGGCGCCGUACCCGAUGAUGUCCUCUGUGCAGGCCGCCGCGCCCAUGUAUUCCAUGGCACCUCCUCGCCAGCAGAAAAACAAGGGCAACGCCGUGCUCUUCGUUGGUCAGCUGAACUACGACGUGACCGAAAAAGACGUGCGCGAGCUGUUCUCCUACUACGGCCACGUCGUGAACGUCGUGUUGCUCAAGGACAGCAAACGCUUUGUAGGCAGCUCUGCCUUUGUGACCUUCCCCACGACCGCCGAGGCCGAUCUCGCUAUUAUGUCUCUGCACGGUCGCUGCUGCAUGGACAACCGCGAUAAGCCGUUGCAAGUGUCCUACUGCCAGAAAACGGACAUCAUCUCCGAUUUCGGCUACCGCCACGCACUGCAGCUGCACGCGGAGAACCCCGCCAACCCGAUCCCCAGCGUUGCGCCGACGCCCUCCGUUGCCUACGCUAUCAAGUUCGCGUAG